Molecule: messenger RNA, 2226 nt
Organism: Hypomesus transpacificus
Lineage: Eukaryota; Metazoa; Chordata; Actinopteri; Osmeriformes; Osmeridae
Product: two pore channel protein 2-like
Exons: 23
Coding region: 68-2074 (668 amino acids)
Biological process (GO): monoatomic ion transport; transmembrane transport
Cellular component (GO): lysosomal membrane
Molecular function (GO): voltage-gated channel activity; monoatomic ion channel activity
Source: RefSeq, a predicted model, not a curated record
CUCAAAGACAUCCAUUACAGGUCAAGCUUUGACUGGAGACCGAAGCUAAAACUCACUACCUGGGGGAAUGAGGGUCAAGUAUCGAUCCAUAAACCACCGCAUGGACUUGCGAUCACUCAUAUUGUACAGGUGGUACUUCUCCAGACCCUGUCAAUGGGGGCUGAAUGUGGUCAUCACAGUGCUUCUGGCCCUGGCCUUCAUAGAGAAACCAACAUCCCUUACUGUGACCUCAGACCUGCGCUACAGACAGCAGAAAGCUACAUGGGAACCUCCUUGUGGCCUUACAGAGACCAUUGAGAUCACCUGCCUCGUCACGUUGAGUCUUGAUCUAAUUUUCAAGUUGUAUCUAAUUGGCCGAGAGGAAUUCCUGAAGUGUAAAUGGCUAAUAGGCAACAUGGUGGUCAUCACAGUGUCUAUUGCUGAUUGGAUGUUAUCCCUGGGUCUGGCUUGUGAUGGAACAAUGAGAAUUAGAAGAAUUUUGCGUCCAUUCUUCCUCCUUCAAAACUCAUCUUUAAUGAAGAAAACUUUGAAAUGCAUCAAGAGGACAGUACCUGAGAUUGCAAGUGUGAUGUUCCUUGUGGUUCUACAUGUGUUCCUGUUCACCAUGUUUGCUAUGCUGUUGUUUGUCCGGGGCGAGAACCCAGAAGAGAAUAAGGAAUGGGACUUCUAUUUUAGAAACUUUCCUCAGUCACUCACAUCACUGCUAGUCUUGCUGACCACUGCCAACAACCCAGACGUGAUGACGCCGGCGUAUUCCCUGAACAGAGCCUUCUCAGCUUUCUUCAUGCUCUUCAGUGGCUUCGGAACUUUUUUUCUGAUGAAUCUUGUGACGGCUAUCAUCUACAAUCAAUUCAGAGGAUACCUAGUGAUGUCAAUCCAGACAUCCAUCGCGAGGAGGCGGCUGGCUAUCAGGGCUGCGUUUGAGCUGCUCCACGGACAGGUCUUCCAGGAACGCAGUCACACUGAGGAAGACACGAGUGAGUGUGUUCUGGUCAAGACUGUUGUGAAGGUGAUGAAGAGGGUGAAAAUAAACGAUUACUACAGAAAAGCCAUCAUCAGGAAAGCCCACCAGUCGUACUGUGGCUACCUUGGCCGGAAAGCUUUCCAGGAGCUGUUUGAUGAGCUGGACAAGGACAGGAUCAAAGAGAUAAUCCUGGUGAAUGAUUCAGAGAAGAAGCUGUCUGAAAGAGAGGACUACUAUUUAGAGACAAUUAACAGUUUCUUCAUUGUCUGCUACCUGCUUGAGAUGGGGCUGAAGAUGGUAGCUUUUGGCCUGAGGGGCUACGUGUCCUACAACAGUAACAUCUUUGAUGGAUCCAUAACACUCCUUCUGCUGGGUCUCCAGAUAUCCAUAUUCGCCACCUAUCGGCUUCCCUUCUCCCAGUGGAACCCGUCCCAUGAAGGCUUGCUGCCUCUGUGGGAGAUGAGCCGGCUCCUCAACAUGCUGAUCAUAUUUCGCUUCCUCAGGAUCAUCCCUAACAUCAAGCUGAUGGCCCUGGUGGCCAGCACCCUAAUGGACCUGGUGAAGAACCUCCGAGCCUUCGCUGGGAUUCUGGUGGUGGUGUAUUACAUGUUUGCGGUGGUUGGAAUCUGGCUCUUCAAAGGGGUCAUCACUGCACCUGCUACUGGGAGUGUGACAAAUGGCUCUGGAACAGGGAAGAUGAGUUCCAACACAACUGUAGUGUGUGGUUCAUACGAGCAGCUGGGAUACUGGUCAAACAACUUUGAUGACUUUGCAUCUGCGCUGGUACUGCUCUACAACAUCAUGGUGGUCAACAACUGGAAUGUAUUUCUAGAUGUCUACUCCCGAUACACCUCUGAGUGGUCAAAGCUGUACUUCAUAGCCUGGUGGCUCACAUCCUCUGUCAUGUGGGCUAACCUGUUCGUGGCAUUUAUUCUGGAGAACUUCAUCUAUAAGUGGGAUCGUAGCCAAAGUCAAUCCAUGUCUGAUGUAAGGAGAGCUGAUGUGGAGACCACAGUCCAGCUGAUGUUCAGGGAGCGGAUGCUCGAGCCAACAGAGGAAGGGUUUGUCUCUCAGCCACUCCAGCAUCCACACCUCCAUCUCACCAUGUGACCUUCUCAAGCUCCGUCACUUUCCUCAGACUCUGUGACAUCAUCACACCAAACGUCUCCUCCGCAUUGUAACAUUUAACUUAAAUAACCCCUUACAGGCAUGAGUAUGUAAUGUGUUGGUGCAGCAUUUUGUCAUAUUUUUUGAAAUAAACU